AUGGGUGGAAUUGGUGAAGGAACUCACAAGAAGCGCAAGUUGCCUGAAGCGAACGAGAUCGAGAUUGAUGUCUCUGCUCCUGAGCCUCCGUCCAAAAAGGCACUGCGCAAGGCUAAGAAAAACCCCUCCGAGGCGAAAUCAGAGACGGCCGCGGAACAAACUUCAGAGGCCCUGGUGAACGCCCAGAAUGCUGCAGAGAAACGCUCUGAUUACGGGGUUUGGAUCGGAAAUUUAGCGUUCUCCGUGACCAAAGAUGAUCUUCGCCGGUUUUUUACAAGCAACUGUUCGUUUGCCGAGACCUCCAUUACACGAAUCCACAUGCCGAAAGGCGCGGAGAAAUUUGGGAAGACGCAGAAUAAAGGGUUUGCCUACGUCGAUUUCUCCACCGAGAGGGCCCUCAAAGAGGCCUUGGGGCUGAGCGAACAGCUCGUGACCGGACGGCGGGUAUUAAUCAAGGAUGCGAAGAGCUUUGCGGGAAGACCGGAAAAGAAGGAAGGUCAACAAUCCGGCGCCCAGGCUGCAUCUGGCCAUCCUCCCUCGAAACGCAUAUUUGUCGGUAAUCUCAGCUUCGACACUACGAAGGCAGACAUUGAAGAGCACUUUGGGCAAUGCGGAACUGUGGCACAUGUACAUGUGGCGACUUUUCAGGACUCUGGGAAAUGCAAGGGCUAUGCAUGGGUGCAGUUUGAGGAGCUUGCGGCAGCGGAGGCGGCGGUGAGAGGGUUCAUGAUGGUUAACGAAGACGACGAGGAUGAGGGAGAUUCCGCAUCCGAGACCGAGCAGCCGAAAAAGCCCAUGAAGCCGAGACAGAGAAGGGUGUGGGUAAAUAUGCUUCUAGGUCGACGUAUGCGGACGGAGUUUGCAGAAGAUGCGUCUGUCCGUUACAAGAAGCGAUUCGGCAAAGACAAAGAAGCCAAGGGAAAUGAUUUCGUGGAGGAGGCCAGCGGGGCUGACAAUUCAGCCGAGAGGCAGCCAGCCCGACCUGCAAAGUCCAAAAAGCCGGCUUAUUCACGGUACGAUGAGGGAACCGUGCAAAAGCUGAGCGGUGCGAUUGUCGAAGCCCAGGGAAAGAAGACCACCUUUGAUUAG
Aspergillus affinis is the source of this 1089-nucleotide messenger RNA. Its product is annotated as putative RNA binding protein Rnp24. Gene Ontology annotation, molecular function: RNA binding. The transcript has a single exon. The record is from RefSeq and is a predicted model, not a curated record. NCBI's taxonomy places the organism in Eukaryota, Fungi, Ascomycota, Eurotiomycetes, Eurotiales, Aspergillaceae. Bases 1 to 1089 code for a protein of 362 amino acids.